AUGAAGAUUAUAUCUGAUGGCUGCUCAAGCGACCUGGACCAUAUGGGUGCUGAGGAGUACUGGAUAGGUGAUUUCAUGCACAGGAAGGAAAACUAUGGCAUUAUCCGGGUUCCCGACGAGUUUUUGGAAGAUAGGUUCAAUCUUGUUGGGCUGGAAAGACGGAUAUUCAACCUUGAGGAGGCAUACAAUUCAAUUCUGGACAGAGGGCCCAGGGGAGACUUUCUAGAGGAGUCCUGCCUGUAUUACCUGAUACACCAGAGGUACAUAUUUACUAAGCCUGGGCUGGAGGCGGUUCUCGACAAAGUCAUGAAUAAAGAGUAUGGCGUGUGCCCAAGGGUGGGAUGCAGGGCAUCUGCAGUGAUUCCUGUGGGGAUGAGCGACUUUCCAGGAAGAAAGUCGACAAAGGUAUAUUGCCACUGCUGCACAGCAGUGUAUGAAUCCGGGAGUAAGCUCCGCAUGCUUGAUGGAUGUGCCUGGGGACGCUCAUUCCCACACUUCUUGAUUCUGACAUAUCCAUACCACUUUCCACUGUCAGCAAGCAAAGAGUAUGUCCCUAGGAUAUAUGGAAUCAGGACAUGCAGGCAUGAUGAUAACGACUCCCACUCGGAGGAUAACUAG
Messenger RNA from Ordospora pajunii, 618 nucleotides. Its product is annotated as casein kinase II. Gene Ontology annotation, molecular function: protein kinase regulator activity. NCBI's taxonomy places the organism in Eukaryota, Fungi, Microsporidia, Ordosporidae. The coding region runs from base 1 to 618 and encodes 205 amino acids. The record is from RefSeq and is a predicted model, not a curated record. Gene Ontology annotation, cellular component: cytoplasm; protein kinase CK2 complex. The transcript has a single exon.